AGCACAUGCCAUGGUACCAAAUUUCCUGUGCAAAAACCCUCGGCAGUGCCAUGGAUAUUUUGGUACUGUAAGUGUUCCUACUGUAGUGAUAAAGUCUAAAUGCGGCGGUGGCAAUGUACUUCACGUACAGGAACAAAAUGAACGAAAAACAGAAGUUACUCGUGUACAAUUGGAAACACAGGAGGAGGCGUCAGUCCCCUACUGGUCAUUUCGACAAUUAUUUGACGAGUUUGUGCGUACAUGAGUGGACACGGUUGAAAGCAGAGAAGAGCCUAUUUUAACCAGAUUAAGAAAAGAACAGUUUAAUAGUGCGCUUUAUAUGACAGAGAAACACCCAACACGACACUGACAGGAGAAUGUGGGACAUGUUCUUGUGUAUUUAUUGCACAAAAUGCUGUACGAGGGAAUUAACUAGCUCCAGACGAUGGCGGUAAUUCAGCACCGAGGAUUCAAGCCACCGUUAAACCCGAAGAAGAAGUACGUCGUGCGUCUUACGUCCUACGUCAUUGAUCACACGGCGGGCUGUCAUGGCAGCCUCCAUAGAAAACAUGUCAGAGCAGCAUAAAACAUUUCACAUUAUAUUAGGCUGUAUAUUUCAUUUCAGCCGCGGAUAUGCUUAUGUGUGAAUCAUAUUAUGUGGUAGAAGGUUUUUGAAGCGGAGUGUCAAAUAAAGUAUAGAGAAUUUUUCCAAAAUUGAGCUUUUUCUGCAGGUGACAGUCAUGAUGUCUUUGGUAAACCUUCGUUCCUGUGGCCGUCGUGGUUUUCAUCUGGGUCUCCGUGCGCAUGCAGCCCGACCAGCUGGCACCCCAAGAAAGCAGCAAGAUGAUGCCCCUGUGUUCCAGUAUGUGGGGCAACACAGGAAGCCCCAAGGGAAGGUGUUUGUGUGGGGCUUCAGCUACACCGGAGCUUUGGGGAUCCCUAGCUUUGUAGUGCCGGACAGUGGCAGAAAAAAACCCAGGAAGUACCAGCUCACACCUUACCGCCUGGAUACUGAACAGAAGAUCUCCUCAGCAGCCUGUGGAUAUGGUUUCACCUUACUGGCAUCUAAUAGCAGAGAUCUGACCAAAUUGUGGGGCAUGGGCCUUAACAAAGACUCCCAGCUGGGCUUUCAACGUACUCAACACGACCGGCAUAAGAGUUUCGACUUUGUCCUGGAACCAUCUCCAGUGUCUCUUCCGCUGGUGAACCCCCAGGAGACACGAGUGCUGCAGGUCUCAUGUGGACGUGCUCACUCGCUAGUGCUCACAGACUCUGAGGGAGUUUUCAGCAUGGGUAAUAAUGCUUAUGGGCAGUGUGGGAGGAAGAUUGUGGAGGAUGAAGUGUACAGUGGCAGUCAUGUUGUUCACAAGAUUGAAGGCUUUGACAGUCAAGUCGCCCAGGUGGCUUGUGGGCAGGAUCACAGUCUGUUUCUGACAGACAGAGGCUCGGUGUAUGCCUGUGGGUGGGGUGCAGAUGGACAAACAGGUCUGGGCCAUCACAACAAGGCCUCGUGUCCAGUACUCGUCGGAGGGGAUCUGGCUGGGGUCAGAGUUCAGCAGGUGGCCACAUAUGGAGACUGUAGUCUGGCCGUGUCCACAGACGGCCAGGUUUUUGGUUGGGGAAACUCAGAGUACCUGCAGCUGGCUUCUGUCACCGAGGCCACGCAGAUUAGCUCUCCGCGGCUGCUGGCCCUGAGGGGUGUGGGUCGAGUCAGACAAGCGGCAUGCGGAGGAACACAGGUGGCUGUACUGAACGAGGAAGGAGAGGUAUUUGUUUGGGGCUUUGGAAUCCUGGGAAAAGGUCCGAAACUUUCUGAGUCUGCUAUCCCUGAAAGAGUGCCAGCCACGUUUUUUGGGAGGUCAGAGUUCAACCCUACAGUGAAGGUCUCAUCCAUCCGUUGUGGACUCAAUCACUUUGCAGCCGUUACAGAUCGAGGUGAGCUGUUUGUUUGGGGUAAGAAUGUGAGAGGAUGUCUUGGCAUUGGAAAACACGAUGACCAGUAUUUUCCAUGGAGGGUGACAGUGCCAGGCCAUGUGACGGAUGUUGUUUGUGGCGUUGACCACAUGGUGGCGCUGGUCCGAUCAAUCAUAUGAGACAGUCAAGGCAAAUUCUUUACCAUUCUAUCAGGCACUUCAGCGAACACCAUCAGAACGCCACAUUUCAUUAUAUCUCCAGAGCCUUUGGACUUGUUACAGGCCCUCUAAGGAGUCUUCCGUGUCACACUGCAUCAAGCCAAGGCUGUACUUAAGGUAACAAGGAAGUGCGACACCUCCUCUGCUGUUGACAGUGUUGACCUCAAAAAUAGUCAAGUCUAACUGCUAAAUAACUCUAGGAGGUCUUAUGAAUAUUAUGUUGGCUACUUGGACCUUUUAGAAGAUUGGAAGCGAUACAUGGUAAUCACCUAAGGGUGGACACGGUGCGUUCAAAGAGACAUUUAUAUGUGCUGUUUUUCUUGUUUAGUCACACUGUGUAGUCUUUCAGAUCCAUUUUUUUGCUUAUUGACAAUUCAAAGUAUAUAAAAUGCACCUGUCUUUACUUUGCUGGUGCAGAAGUUUUUGGCAAAGCACUAUUGUAGCGAAUUGUCUUCCCGUGCAUUUGUGAUUACUGAACUAUAUGUGACCUUGGACCACAAAACCAGCAAUACAGUGUAUGGAUCAAAAACCAGGGUAUUAAGCAAAGAUCAUGUUCCACAAGGAUAUUUUGUAAAUUCUCUACCUUUUUUUAUGCAGAUUCCAGUUUUUCCAUUGCUGUACAAUAGUAAUACACCAUACAUCAAUGGAAAGCUUGAGACUUGAUAUUUAUACAAAUUAAGAAGUUUACCCUUAUGAUUGGUUUUGUGGUCUAGGGUCACACAUAAAAAAAAUUAUAUACACACACAGUAAAAAAAGAACAUUGACUGGCUUAUAAGGGAUCAUUUUGAAAGUAUGUUUUUGGAGGCCUUAAAUGAAGGCAUGCGAAAACACACUUGGUUAAGUCACUUCAGGGACAGAAAAUGCAUUUUGAAGUUAUACUGAACAUCUUGUAUCCUUCAGAAUCAAGUACAUGCUUUAUUUGUACCAAACUGUAUUGAUAGAUCACAUACGAUUAUAGUACCAAUUAUAAAGCAGUAUACAUUCUGAGGGAAAAGGGAAUCGUUGAAAGUCACCCUCUUUAAUGUGCAAAUAUAAAGGGACAGUUUGACCACAAAGUAGGUCAAAGCAAGAAAAAAGAAAAGAAAAACAAAAUCAAUCAAGUCAUGACCUUUUCUGGUGUCUAAGCUGGUUUAAUCAACAAUUUCUCCAAAUCAACCAUUUGUAUGGGUAGUUAGAAGUAGUAGCUUCAGCAAAUCUCAUCCCACAGAAAUCAUGUAAAUCACAGAUAUGACUAAAUAUCUUCAUAACAAAUCCUCAAUUGGCACAUGGUCUAGCAGUCGCAUGGUGUAAACCCCCACUGUACGCUUAAGAAAACAUGGUUCAAACAGUGGA
Molecule: messenger RNA, 3443 nt
Organism: Puntigrus tetrazona (Sumatra barb)
Lineage: Eukaryota; Metazoa; Chordata; Actinopteri; Cypriniformes; Cyprinidae
Gene: rcc1l
Product: RCC1 like
Exons: 12
Coding region: 720-2072 (450 amino acids)
Source: RefSeq, a predicted model, not a curated record